This is a messenger RNA of Esox lucius (northern pike), 5831 nucleotides long. It is a transcript of the gene cdk13, whose product is annotated as cyclin-dependent kinase 13. The transcript has 14 exons. The coding region runs from base 744 to 5006 and encodes 1420 amino acids. Gene Ontology annotation, cellular component: nucleus; cyclin/CDK positive transcription elongation factor complex. Gene Ontology annotation, molecular function: cyclin-dependent protein serine/threonine kinase activity; ATP binding; RNA polymerase II CTD heptapeptide repeat kinase activity. Gene Ontology annotation, biological process: protein phosphorylation; transcription elongation by RNA polymerase II; positive regulation of transcription elongation by RNA polymerase II. The record is from RefSeq and is a predicted model, not a curated record. Lineage: Eukaryota; Metazoa; Chordata; Actinopteri; Esociformes; Esocidae.
AAUUGGGAAUUAUAAUGUUUUUCGCUUAAAUUAGUGACACUGUAUAUAGAUUUUUUUUUUUUAUUGUUUUGUUUUGUUGAAUCUGCCGGAGUUGAACUCCACAAGGACGGAGAAAGAAUGAUAGCCUAGUUCGCGUGCUAACUACACUACUUCCUUGUUCGUCUAAAUUGGAGUGAUGGACAGCGUUAAGAACUUUCAGUCCUAAAAAGUUAGAUGUUUUUGUCUCUUCUUUUCAGUACUUCUGUAGUAUAUUUUAAAUCUGGUGUGAGCUGCUAUAUUCUUCAAGAAUAAUUUAUUUUUAAGCAGGAUACAUUGGGCCUGCUACACUCAGCAUGGAAUGGAAUGCAAUUACGAGACACUGCCUAGCUAGCUACUGUUGCUGCUAACUGACGUUAGUUAGCACUGGCUAACUUGGCUAGAUGGUACAUUUUUGGAAUAACACAGUCCUGGAUUAUAAUGAAUCAUUUUUAUUUGCGUUCCUUUUAUUACAGUGUAUCUCACAGAGGGAAAUAUUAAAGGAUUAGUGGGGUGAUGAGUGAAAUUAAUUGUUUAGAGUAGCUCACUGUUAGUAGUGAGUAGCUGUGACUACAGUACUGUAGCUACUGUACUGUAGCUAACUUUAGCUCGCUAGUGCUAGCUUGCUAGCUAGCCGAUUGGUGGCAAAUGUUUUGUUUUGAGUACCAAGGAACAUAACACUGAAGACAACCAAUUUUACCAAAAGUAAAUCCAUCUUUUUUUGAUAAAUGCCUAACUCGGAGGUGCUUCGGGAGGGUAGGGGAAGAAGCCCAUCGGCACAGAGAGGUGCCAGACAGGAGCGUCGCAGUAAUGUUAACGUUAAACCUGGAAGCGGUGCUGCUCUGCAGCGAGAGAAGCACCGGGAGAAGAGGCGUUCGUCCGCAUCAAGGCGAAAGAAAAACACCCACUCGAGGGGGAAAGAACCAUGGCAUACGCCAGAUGAACUAGACGAUGAGCGGAGGGGCACUCUCGAAAGAGAAUGUGAACUUCGGACAUUGGUGGAAUAUGACGAUGUGAGUUCCCAAUCAGAACGGUUUUCUGGGAGCCCUUCACCGAAACCAGAACCGCAUGCUCGGCUUUCAGUCGACCGACUUAGCGAAGUUGAGUUCACCAACACCAAUGGACCGACAUCUACAGAGAGAAGAUCUCGACGAGAUCGGGAUAUAUUACAUCUCCGAAAGGAUGAACAAACCAGUGGUUCCUGGAAUAGACAAGAUAAGGAACCGAAAAGAAAGGAACGCCAGAGCGAUGAGAGGGAGUCUUCUAAAUCUCGUGCAAGUAGCGUGAUCGCCACCAAAAACAACAGAGAGAGUCCGAGAAAGAGUGACAGUAACGGCAAGAAGACGUCUACAACUUUGAUCCCCAUGUCUUUGGACAAAAGGGAGUCUAAACGGCACAAAAGUAAGUCACGGCCUGAAAAGGAGCCACCUUCUGCAUACAGGGAUGCUCCACAAUCGUACCGAGAUGACCGCGAAGAACUCAGGGCCUACAGAAGAAGUCCUGGUUUCAAGGCAGACAGUCCACAUGGGACUUCGUAUUCCUAUGGAUACCAGUCUCCUAGUGGUAGUUAUAAUAACCAGUUUAUAUCUAGAAGAAGUCCCAGUUAUGGGAACAAAAGACUGUCUCCUAGUUCGAUGUACUACAGCCGAGAUGCAGAGGUCUAUGGUGCCUACAAUAUUUCAAAGUCGCCCAGUUCAUUCUCAAGCAACAAAAGAAAGCGGUCUCCAACCAGCCCUUUAAAUUGGCGCAGGUCUCCAAGCUACGGGAGGCAUAGUCCAUUCGAACAGGGAGAACUUGCCUCAAGUCCAUACGGUACACGUAGGCGAUCACGAAGUCCAUACCGAAAGUCACUGAGCCCAAGUCCAGACGUAAGGCGAUCUGGCAAGUCUAGAAGCAGAAGCCCAUAUUCCUCAAGGCACUCCCGCUCCCGCAGCCGCCACCGCCACUCUCGCUCCCGCAGCCGGCCAUCCAGCCUUUCCCCCAGCACCCUGACCUUCAAAAGCAGCCUGGCAGCGGAGCUCAGCAAGCAGAAAAAGGCCAAAGCUGCUGAGGCUGCCGCCCGGGCGAAGAGCUCCAGCAAUGCGUCCACUCCCACCACGGGUCCCGGUGCAACUUCCUACCAGCCCAGCCCCAUGGCCAACCACACCACCAAGAAAGGCAGGCCCCCUUCCCCACCGCCUCCUGAGAAGGGUCCUAGGACCCCUGUGUCAAGCCAGCCCCAAUCCCCCUCAGAUAGACCCUCCAAGAGGAGCACAGAGCCACCACAGGCCGGUAGGGACAGGGAUAGAGAUUGUAAAGCGAAGGAUGGCCCUUCUGUGCCUCGGGACAAGAGGAAAGCACUAGCUUCUGUACAGGGCAAAGAGAAGGAGCGAGUAGCAGCACCGAUCACCUCUUCACUGACAUCUCUGCACCUGCCCCCAAACAUCCUUGAGCACUUAGAAGGAGCUGACAGCUUGAAAGACAUCUUGCCGUCGCUCUCAGGUAAGAAGAAGCCAGGGGAGCAUCAGAAGGCUCGCCAACUCCUGACUGAUCUUCCCCUUCCUCCCGAGCUGCACGGAGGCGUAUCCCCUUCCCCUCAUAGUCCAUAUGAUGAGAAGAAGAGCACAACGCUUCGCCGUCGGCCUAAAAUCUGUGGCCCACGUUUUGGAGAAAUCAAGGAGACUGAGAUAGACUGGGGCAAACGGUGCGUGGACAAGUUUGAGAUCAUCGGCAUCACUGGAGAGGGCACCUACGGCCAGGUAUACAAGGCAAAAGACAAAGACACAGCUGAGAUGGUGGCCUUGAAGAAGGUGCGUCUGGAUAACGAGAAAGAGGGCUUCCCUAUCACUGCUAUCAGAGAAAUCAAGAUCCUCCGCCAGCUCAAUCACAAGAGCAUUAUCAACAUGAAGGAAAUAGUCACUGACAAGGAGGACGCCCUGGACUUUAAGAACGACAAAGGUGCAUUCUACCUGGUAUUUGAGUACAUGGACCACGACUUGAUGGGUCUCUUGGAGUCUGGCCUGGUCCAUUUCAACGAGAGCCACAUAAAGUCCUUCAUGAGACAGCUUCUGGAGGGUCUCGAUUACUGCCACAAGAAGAACUUCCUGCACAGGGACAUCAAGUGCUCCAACAUCCUGCUGAAUAACAAGGGUCAAAUAAAACUUGCUGAUUUCGGACUGGCUCGACUUUACAACUCAGAGGAGAGCCGACCAUACACAAACAAGGUGAUCACCCUGUGGUAUCGACCCCCAGAGCUUUUGCUGGGGGAGGAGAGGUACACACCAUCCAUUGAUGUGUGGAGCUGCGGGUGCAUUCUGGGAGAGCUGUUCACAAAGAAGCCCAUUUUCCAGGCCAACCAGGAGCUUGCCCAGUUAGAGCUGAUCAGUCGUAUCUGUGGCAGCCCCUGCCCAGCUGUGUGGCCGGACGUCAUCAAGCUGCCCUAUUUCAACACCAUGAAACCAAAAAAGCAGUAUCGGCGGAGGUUACGAGAGGAGUUUGCUUUUAUUCCGCUAUCGGCCCUGGACUUGUUUGACCACAUGCUGGCCCUGGACCCCAGUAAGAGAUGCGUGGCAGAGGCAGCACUAAACAGCGAAUUCCUCAAAGAUGUUGACCCAUCCAAGAUGCCCCCACCAGAUCUCCCACUAUGGCAGGACUGCCACGAGUUGUGGAGUAAGAAGCGGCGGAGACAGAAGCAGAUGCCAGAGGAGCUGUCAGCUUCCAAAGCACCCCGUAAGGAGCUCGGCCUGGGAGAGGACAGUCGUAGUAACACCCCCCAGGGCUUCCCUCCCCCUGGUGGGGUCAAAACCCAGCCUUUGGCUGCUUCAAAUGUUCUGGACCAAAAAGGUCCCACCUCCCAGCUGACCCAGGAGCAGCUUGCAGUCCUCCUUAACCUGCUUGGCCAGUCAAAGAGCACAGUCAACCCAGCCCAGAUCGCCAAGGUCAACCCAGAGACCCUGCAGCAGCUCUCUAAGGUCCUGCCUCCAGUGCCCACUGAUUCUGACCGGCCACCAGAGCCGCCGCCUCCACCCAAGCCCAACAAGCCCCCUCAGCUGGGUGGAGUGCCCCGCACACCACCCAUGCCCAAGCCUCCGUCACCUCCUACCCCGUCUGCGACUCAGGGGAAGCCUGAAGGGGAGGCGUCAGCAGCCACCCAGACUGCUGUCACCAUGCUGCUAGCCCAGCUCCUCCAGGCCCAGCAAAGCCAGAGGCAGGAGGCCGGCGAGCCAGGGGAGAUGGCAGAUGGUGCCAGUGCACCAGCAGGAGUUCCUCCUCCUCCCCCUGAGCCCAAACAGCCCCCGGAACCUAUCCCCCUCUCACCAGUUUCUGAGGGGUGCAGAGUUUCCUCCAGACCCAUCCUCCCCCCUGACCAGAGGCCUCCCGAACCACCUGAGCCACCACCACGCUGCGAGGACCUUGACUACCGGCAGAAGAUAGAGCCCAAGACAGGUCACUUGCUGCCGAUACCAAUCUCAUGCGAGGGAGGAAGGCCCCCGGAGCCAGACUACCCGCCCCACCCAGGCACCGAAGGAACCGGCUAUGGCACUGACUACAGCCGCCCACCCCCUCCUCCAUUCCCUCCCACUGGUUUUGGCGAUAGUUACAUGGGCCACAUGUUGGGGGGUGGCUUGCCACCCCAUACUCUGAGGGAGGUGUUCAGCAGCGGCACUCAGGCACCUGGCUCAUCUUCAGCCAGUGGGCCUAUGGUAACCUCGCUUCAGGAGCCCUACCCUCCAAGUGCAAGAAGAGCGGUAGGUGGAGGUGGCAGCAGCAUGGUGUUCAGUGGGGACAAAGACCACCGCUUCAAAUACAACCAUAGCCCCUCCUUACCUGCAGAAGGGCCACCCAACCCCACCAGCAUCCACCUCUAUAACCACACCACCCCUCCCCCACCCAUUCCACCAAUAGGCCAGUCCUGGGGCUCUCCAUCCCAGGCUGGUGCCCCACCUAUGCCCGUCGGCUUCAACCCACACGUGAAUGCAGCUGCCAUCCGAGGACGAGGCCUCCCCUUCUGAUCGGCAGUGGCAUAGCGAAAGGGGUAGGAUUUGACAAUGGACAUACCCCAGAAUUGAGGACUCGAACUGAGCCCAAAUCCUCAGGCAAGGCCAGAGGGAUCUGGAAAUCCACACUUGAUUUGUAUUAAUAUUAAAAUAAAAGUAUCUGUCUAGAGCAUUGUGUUCCUCCUGUAUCUGGAAUGUGAUGUGUGUUGCAGGAGGAAGAGGUGUUGAAUAGGAGAGGGCUUUUCUUGCUCAUACCAUUUCGUAUUUUUUUUUUUUUUUGUAAUCUAUUUUACUGCUGUGUUUUAAAUUAAACUUACCUUUUUUGAGUGUACAUUUAACAGGCUAAGUAUGCAUUUUAAAUAUGUAAGUUAGCCUUUCUUUAAUUGAUCCUGGGCAGACUAGUAUUAAUUUUUUGCACUACUGGCUAAAGUAGGUGAACGAUUUAGGUAUCAAAUGAAGUGCUAGAUCUGCAUAAGUUUAGAUAAUUACUAGUUAUGUAGUUUUUUUUGCCAAGAAUAUGUUCAAACCAGGUUGGUUCAGUUGAUCAGGCUCCUGGCUGAGAGAAGGGGCAUGUUUUUGAUGGAAAAGACUAUUGGUUCCAGAAAGAUUAGUAGCACUUGGGUGACUGCAGUAAAACUGAUAGCUACUGAAUGACUUGAUGGAAGAAGGCUGUGUUCACUUUAAAUUCUACAAGCCCUCUGCCAAUAGCCAUAUUAAAAUCAUACAUGAAACAAAAAGAGACAUGUAACCCAAAUCCAAAAAGGAAACAAGCAACAAUGUCUUUUUGUACUAAAAUGUAUUUUUUUUGGGCAAAUGUUUAUUAAAGAAAUGCCAACCAUG